Messenger RNA from Oppiella nova, 1759 nucleotides. Lineage: Eukaryota; Metazoa; Arthropoda; Arachnida; Sarcoptiformes; Oppiidae. The record is from the annotation of a GenBank genome assembly.
AUGGCUGAAGUGUCUGAGAGUCUGCAACAGACAGCCGGCAACAACUGGUCCAACAAUGUGGACGACUACGAGGUCGGCCAAGUCAUCGGUCAGACCCAUCACCACCACUUCCACACCAAUCCAACUCUCAUUCAAUCACCACUCCAUCACUCCAUACACUCACACACUCUCACCAAUCCCUUCACCAAUGAUCUCAUGAUGGUGCCUUCGGCCAUGUCUUGUGUCUCAACGAUGUCUGCGUGUGUUUCAGGUGUUGGAGCGACGGCUGCCGUCCACACGGCUUACUGUAAGCCCCGGAAGGAGAGGUGUGCCAUCAAGAAGAUCAAUCUGGAGAAGUGGAACACCUCUAUGGAUGAGUUGCUGAAGGAGAUCCAGGCUAUGAGUGCCUGCAAUCACGACAAUGUGGUCACGUAUUACACGUCUUUCGUCGUCAAGGAGGAGCUAUGGCUCGUCAUCCGACUCCUCGGCGGAGGCUCUCUGUUAGACAUAAUCAAACACCGGAUGAAGUGCGAGGACUGUCGUCAUGGGGUCUUCGAUGAGGCGACGAUCGCCACAGUGUUGAAGGAAGUGCUCAAAGGACUCGAGUAUUUUCACGCCAACGGACAGAUCCAUCGCGACAUCAAAGCCGGCAAUAUUCUGCUCGGAGACGACGGAUCCGUUCAAAUCGCCGACUUUGGGGUCAGCUCGUGGUUGGCCACCGGUGGCGAUCUGUCGCGUCAGAAGUCGAGGCACACAUUUGUCGGAACUCCCUGUUGGAUGGCUCCUGAGGUCAUGGAACAGGUGACGGGUUAUGACUUCAAGGCUGACAUUUGGAGUUUCGGCAUAACAGCCAUUGAAUUGGUGACCGGAACCGCUCCCUAUCAUAAAUACCCACCGAUGAAGGUGCUGAUGUUGACCCUUCAGAACGAUCCGCCAUCACUGGAGUCUGUGUCUGAUGAGAGGGAUCAGUACAAAAACUAUGGCAAAUCCAUACGAAAACUUAUUAGUGAUUGUCUUCAAAAAGACCCGUCGAAGAGGCCUUCGUCUACAGAACUAUUAAAACAUCAAUUUUUUAGAAAAGCAAAGGACAAACAUUAUCUGCAAAAGACUUUAUUAUCAAACGCUCCGAGUAUUGAAGAGCGCGCCAAAAAGGCAAAGACCAGUCGCAGAGGACAGGGAGCCAGUGGUCGACUACAUCGUACAGAAGCUGGUGAUUGGGUUUGGUCUUCAGAUGAAGACGACAGCUUCGAAAAGGAUACGCCAGUCACUGACAGUCAGGUCUCGUGUAAUAACAGUUUAACGAAACAAAAUCAUAUAUCGGAUGAUAAAACCGAUGAAAUGGUGACAAACAGUGAGCGCACCGAACACUCUCCUCUCAAUUGUGAACCUCUUGUCUCGAAUCCAAUCAAUUUAGUCCUCAGAAUAAGAAAUGCAAAGAAAGAACUCAAUGAUAUUAGGUUUGAGUUCACUGUAGAUAAAGGUUACACGGCUGAAGGGAUAGCUCAAGAGUUGAUAACGGCUGGUCUGGUGGACAGCAAGGAUUUCAUUGUAGUCGCCGCUAACCUGGAGAAACUCAUUUUAGAUCCCACCCUCAAUAAAUCACUUGUUUUCGCAUUGAAUCCGUCAGAAUAUUCUGAAUUGUGUGACGAGAAAACGUUGACCGGUUUCGCACAGCUAUCAGUCGCCGAUUAAUUAUAAUUAAAAAUUAAACCGAAUUUAUUAUCAAAUUUUAUUAAUAAAAUAUUUUGUGUCCACAAAAAUAUUAUAUUUUGGGAGCGCU